AUCGCCUUCACCUUCACGGCUUCGCCCUUCGUGCUUUUUUUACUGGUUACUCUAGUUUCUAGUUCUAAACUGCUGCUUCUGCCGCUGCUGAGUACUACUACUCGGUUGUGUUUCUGAAUUUCUCCCUCUUUCUCUUCUCGCCCGUGUGAGUUGCUCCCGGCGUUGGUGCCACACCACCAGCUUCCUUAUUCGCCAGGGCACCGGCCCGUGAGUUCUGGUUCAGAGAUUUGGAGAUCCGCGCCGACCUUGCCUUUGCCUUGUUUGUUUUAGUGGAGCGCUGCUGGUACAGCCCUUGUUGGGAUUCGAGCUGGAUCGGCGCAGAUCUGGAGGCACAUGAGGCGCCGGCGACGGCGGGCGAGCACACGAGGAUGCGGAGAGAGUUAUAAAGGGACCGGAAGCUAUGGGGUGCUGGGGAGGUGAGGCGGCCGCCGGCGGCGGCGAUCCUAGAGGCAGCGGCGGUUGUGGCGGCAGCGGAAGGGGAGGCAGGGAUGGAGGACGUGGCUGUGGCUGCGCUCGCCGCGGCGCCUGCGCCGGUGUUUAGCCCCGCGACGGCGGGGCUCACGCUGAUCGCGGCCGCGGCCGCCGACCCGAUUGCGGCCGUGGUGGUGGGGGCCAUGGAGGGGGUGCCGGUGACCUUGUCAGUGCCGCCGGUCAGGACCACGUCGGCGAUGGAGGACGAAGGGCUGCCAGCAGGAGGGGAAGAGGGGGAGGCCUCGGCAGUGGGGAGCCCGUGCUCGGUGACCAGCGACUGCAGCAGCGUCGCCAGCGCAGACUUCGAAGGGGUGGGGCUGGGGUUUUUCGGGGCGGGGGUGGAGGGGGGUGCUGUAGUGUUCGAGGACUCGGCGGCGUCUGCAGCCACGGUCGAGGCGGAGGCCAGAGUCGCCGCCGGGGCGAAGAGCGUCUUCGCCGUGGAAUGUGUUCCGCUCUGGGGGUUCACUUCAAUUUGCGGCCGCCGGCCGGAGAUGGAGGACGCGGUCGUCUCCGUACCCCGGUUCUUUGGCUUGCCGCUCUGGAUGCUCACAGGCAACACCAUUGUCGAUGGCCUCGAUCCCAUCUCGUUCCGCCUCCCCGCACACUUUUUCGGAGUAUAUGAUGGCCACGGCGGUGCGCAGGUAGCAGAUUACUGUAGGGAUCGACUUCACGCAGCGCUGGUGGAGGAGCUGAAUAGGAUCGAGGGAUCCGUGUCUGGUGCUAACUUGGGAGCUGUGGAGUUCAAGAAGCAAUGGGAAAAGGCUUUUGUGGAUUGCUUCUCUAGGGUGGAUGAUGAGAUCGCGGGUAAGACGGGUAGGGGAGCAGGGGGGGGCGUGGGCACAAGCGGCAUCGCUGCUGCCGCUGUGGCAGAUCCUGUAGCACCUGAGACUGUUGGUUCGACGGCGGUGGUUGCUGUCAUCUGCUCCUCACACAUCAUUGUCGCCAAUUGUGGAGACUCAAGGGCAGUGCUCUGCCGUGGCAAGCAACCCGUGCCAUUGUCAGUGGACCAUAAACCUAACAGGGAGGAUGAGUAUGCAAGGAUUGAGGCGGAGGGCGGCAAGGUCAUACAAUGGAAUGGCUAUCGAGUUUUCGGUGUUCUUGCCAUGUCACGAUCAAUUGGUGACAGAUAUCUGAAGCCAUGGAUUAUUCCUGUCCCAGAGGUCACAAUUGUUCCCCGAGCGAAGGAUGAUGAGUGCCUUAUUCUUGCAAGUGAUGGCCUCUGGGACGUUAUGUCGAAUGAAGAGGUUUGUGAUGUUGCCCGCAAGCGGAUACUUUUAUGGCAUAAAAAGAAUGGCGUAAAUUCGUCAUCGGCACAACGAAGCGGUGACGACUCGGAUCCAGCCGCUCAAGCGGCUGCUGAAUGCUUGUCGAAGCUUGCUCUCCAGAAGGGGAGCAAGGACAACAUCUCGGUUAUUGUGGUUGACCUCAAGGCACAGAGAAAGUUCAAGAACAAAACUUAAACCAACUGCUUGACGUACAACCUUUAUGACAACAUUUCUAGGAACCUAUAUAGAUUUGGAGAAUCCAAAUUCAACCAGUGUAGACCGUCUCCUUAGUACAUUACUUAGCCCAGUUUGUUCUUUUCUUUACUUUUCACCAUUUGGGCUGCCAAAGGGCUGUAUGUUUCCUGACAGAUUAUGAAAUUCCGCGUCUGGGUUUAUGUUUCCUGACGGCCGGGAUGAUCCAUUUUCUGUUCUUCUUCCUUGUCGCCCCUUAUUCUUUUUGUUAAGCUGGGCCAUCAUGUAUCUGGAAAUGUAUAUUUGAGCCUGUAGGGUACAAAAGAAACAAGUGGUAUAAAGUAUUCUGUACUGCCCUCAGUAUGAAAUCCAAGUGCCAUAUCUGAUA
Molecule: messenger RNA, 2316 nt
Organism: Brachypodium distachyon (stiff brome)
Lineage: Eukaryota; Viridiplantae; Streptophyta; Magnoliopsida; Poales; Poaceae
Product: probable protein phosphatase 2C 6
Exons: 4
Coding region: 489-1931 (480 amino acids)
Biological process (GO): protein dephosphorylation
Molecular function (GO): cation binding; protein serine/threonine phosphatase activity
Source: RefSeq, a predicted model, not a curated record